Peromyscus maniculatus bairdii (prairie deer mouse) is the source of this 683-nucleotide messenger RNA. The record is from RefSeq and is a predicted model, not a curated record. NCBI's taxonomy places the organism in Eukaryota, Metazoa, Chordata, Mammalia, Rodentia, Cricetidae.
CCCGCGCCCAGGAGCCUCCUCCGCGCCGCCGCCGCCCCCGCGCCGCACACCCCGCUCCGCUUGCUCGCGAGAAGGCUGGCCGCCAUGGCGGAGCCGCUCAAGUCUGUGGACUACGAAGUGUUCGGGAGAGUGCAGGAAAGUGCAUCAGGAAUCAUGGCCAUAGUACUCAUCUGAUCCUGUCUGAUCCAGAAGCUGAGCAGUAUUGGGCCUGGUGUUUGCUUCAGAAUGUACACAGAAGGAGAAGCUAAGAAGAGAGGAGUGGUUGGCUGGGUGAAGAAUACUAGCAAAGGGACUGUGACAGGUCAAGUGCAAGGUCCCGAAGAAAAGGUGGAUUCCAUGAAAGCCUGGCUAAGCAAGGUUGGGAGUCCUAGUUCUCGCAUUGACCGGACAGACUUUUCUAAUGAAAAAACCAUCUCUAAACUGGAAUAUUCUAAUUUUAGUAUUCGAUAUUAAUGGGAGAAAAAUAACAAUUGUAAAGUUACAUUGCAGAAAAUAAAACACAUUCUUAAAUUUGUAAUAAUAGGAUUAAAAAUGGGAACUUUCUGUUCUGGAAAUCUCAGAAUUAUAUGUUACUAAAAUGUCUAAAACUGAAAAACUUUUACCCACCUAUGUUUUUAGCAAGAAGAAACCAAAUGUUAUAAAAUAAAAUGUUGUAACGUAUCAGAUAUGAUCAUUCAAGUGAA